Mauremys reevesii (Reeves's turtle) is the source of this 1825-nucleotide messenger RNA. RefSeq names its product major histocompatibility complex class I-related gene protein-like. The record is from RefSeq and is a predicted model, not a curated record. NCBI's taxonomy places the organism in Eukaryota, Metazoa, Chordata, Testudines, Geoemydidae. Gene Ontology annotation, biological process: immune response. The coding region runs from base 49 to 1104 and encodes 351 amino acids. The transcript has 8 exons. Gene Ontology annotation, cellular component: external side of plasma membrane.
GCGGCCCCCGCCCGCCCCACAGCACAGCGGGAUCGCGACCCACACGGCAUGGGGGGCCCAGGCAGCCUCCUCCUCCUCCCCCUCCUCCUGCUGGGGGGCGCUGAGUCACGGUCGCACUCCCUGCAGUACUUCCUGACGGCCAUCUCGGAGCCCGGCCCGGGGGUGCCCGAGUUCACUGUGGCCGGCUACGUGGACGGGCAGCGCUUCGUGGAGUACGACGGCGAGGCCCAGCAGAUGCGGCCCCGGGCGCCCUGGAUGCAGGAGACCCAGCCCGAGGUCUGGGAGCGGGAGAACCACGUCCACAAGGUGCGUCAGGCCUGCUUCCGGGGCAAGGUGCGGAGCCACAGGCACCUCUACAACCAGAGCAGGGGCUUUCACAUCUUCCAGUACGCCUACGGCUGCGAGAUCCGGGCCGACGGCAGCACCGGGGGCUUCCGGCGCUUUGGCUACGACGGGGGCGACUUCCUGAUCUACGACGCCACCCGGCACCGCUGGGAGGCUCCCGCCCGGGAGGCCGAGGCCACCCAGCGCCGCUGGAACGGGGACCCGGUCGCCCUGCAGUACUAUCGCCACUUCCUGGAGCGGGAGUGCGUCGAGGCCCUGCAACGCUACCUGCAGCUCGGGCAGGGGGCGCUGGCCAGGCGGGAGCGCCCAACCGUGCGGGUCACCGGCAGAGACGCCCCCGGCGGCCCCACCACCCUCUGCUGCCGGGCCCACGGCUUCUACCCCCGGGACAUCGCCCUGAGCUGGCUGCGACACGGGGGGAGCAGCGAGCGGGAGACGUGGCGAGGGGGGGUCCUGCCCAACGGGGACGGGACCUACCACGCCUGGGCCACGGUGGAGAUCGACCCCCGGGAGAGAGGCCUGUACCGCUGCCGUGUGGAGCACGAGAGCCUGGCCGAGCCGCUCAUCGCCGUGUGGGAGCCGCCGUCCGAGUCGCUGCUGGUCCCGGUGGUGGCGGGCGUGAUCCUGGCUCUGGGGGCGGUUGCCGUGCUGGUCGGCCUGGCCUGGAGGAGGAGGCAGUCAGGGCCCAAGGCGGAUCUGUACUCGCCGGCGCCGGCCAGCGAGCAUGGAUCAGACAGCUCCAUCACCGCUCUAACGUAGCCGGUCGGAGCCGGAGGAGACUCCAGACUGUGAAGACACGGACUGAUCGGGGGGGCUCCAGCCCCCCGGCCCCUCCUCAGCGUUAUCUCCCUGUUACUCCUGGCGUAGGGCCUCGGAGCUGUGCCAGGUGAACAGCCCCACGUCUCCUGAACCUCCCGCCUCCCUGGGACCCACUGCCGGGGCUGCCUGCCCCGUGCUCUGCGUGUCGGACACGCACUGGGCAGCCCCGAUGGGCACGGCCAGCCCCAUUCGCUGCGUGGUUUAUUCAGAGUGUGAGCCCCUCGGGGCAGGGACCGCGGCCUCCUUAUCUCUGGGGUGCACGGAGCCCCCGCCCAGCAGCCACUGGGGGAGGGCCGGGCACGUGGAAAACCGCAAUUUUUGGCCCCAAACUGAACAUUUCUGGCUGAAAACCACCAAAUUCCACGUGCCGAAGCUGCUGCCGUCGCCCGGGGGAGCUGGAGUUUGGGUGCCCCGUGCUCCCACUCGCUGUAGGCCGGGCUCCCUCGGUGCAUCAUGGGAGUCCCUGCAGGUGGGAGCAGUGCGGUCUGGGAGCCAGGACUCCUGGGUCCUAUUCCCAGCUCUGCCGCUGGCUUGCUGUGAGGCCCUGGGUGAUUCCCGUCCCCGCUCUGUGCCUCAGUUUCCCCCUCUUGAAAACAGGGAGAAAACUUUACUUCCUGUCCUGGGGGGGCUUGUGAGGGUGCCUGUUACAGGGCCUUGUCCC